Messenger RNA from Astyanax mexicanus (Mexican tetra), 3965 nucleotides. RefSeq names its product forkhead box K2a (gene foxk2a). The transcript has 9 exons. Bases 399 to 2204 code for a protein of 601 amino acids. Gene Ontology annotation, biological process: regulation of transcription by RNA polymerase II. The record is from RefSeq and is a predicted model, not a curated record. Gene Ontology annotation, molecular function: RNA polymerase II cis-regulatory region sequence-specific DNA binding; protein binding; DNA-binding transcription factor activity, RNA polymerase II-specific. Lineage: Eukaryota; Metazoa; Chordata; Actinopteri; Characiformes; Acestrorhamphidae.
CACACCAUUUACAUGCGUGUCAAACCCACGGUGCAACCAACCUCAGCCUAUGUCGGUCUCAUUCCGCCCUGAUCCUGGCUCUGAUUGGCUGAUCGCCUUACAUUACCCUAUUCCUGAUUGGUUGGCCGCCCUGUUUGUCUCGUUGGUCCCGCCCCCACGGUUUGUUUGGUGGGUUUUGCCCCUGUUCUCUUUCUCUCCGUUGCGGCGGUGGGUUGGGAGCCGCUGGCGUGAUCCUCCACAUUUUUUUUUAAUCUCCAUCUUUUGAUUCGACUCCCCCCGGCUAAAUUUCUAAAUUCGGCCCCCGCCCCGAGCCCACGAGCAGCCUCAGCUCCAGUUCUCCCAUCCGCACGCCUGUCUGCAAGGGCACAUCGACGCCGAAAGCCGUUCAGAUCAGAAAGAUGGCGGUGAGCGGGGUGUCAGGGUCUGCGGUCGCCCGGCUGGAGGGCCGAGAGUUCGAGUACCUGAUGAAGAAGCGCUCGGUGACCGUGGGCAGGAACUCGUCGCAGGGCUCCGUGGACGUGAGCAUGGGCCACUCGAGCUUCAUCUCCCGCCGGCACCUGGAGAUCUUCACUGCGGGCGAGGACGGAGCCGGCGGCGGCGACUUCUACCUGCGGUGCCUCGGCAAAAACGGGGUGUUUGUGGACGGCGUGUUUCAGAGGCGGGGGGCUCCUCCUCUCCAGCUCCCCCGAGUGUGCACGUUUCGCUUCCCCAGCACAAACAUCAAGAUCACAUUCACCGCACUUUCCAGCGGAAAGAAAGAUAGGAGGAACGCCCCAGAGUCCCCUGUGAAGGCGGUCCAACCCCAAAUCUCGCCGCUCACCAUUAACAUUCCAGACAACAUUGCCCACCUGAUGAGUCCCCUGCCCUCACCCACUGGAACAAUCAGUGCUGCUAACUCGUGUCCCUCCAGUCCUCGUGGGGCAGGGCUGUCCAGUUACAGAGUGGGGCGUGGGCUCACAGCUGAGCUCAUAGGGGACAACUCACAGUCCGAAAACGAUAAAGAAGCCUCCGGAGGAGAUAGUCCAAAGGAUGACUCUAAGCCACCGUAUUCUUAUGCACAACUGAUUGUUCAAGCAAUCACAAUGGCCCCUGAUAAGCAGCUUACGUUGAAUGGAAUAUAUACCCACAUCACUAAAAACUAUCCUUACUACAGAACAGCUGACAAGGGCUGGCAGAAUUCCAUUCGCCACAAUCUCUCCUUAAAUCGUUACUUCAUCAAAGUGCCCAGAUCUCAAGAGGAGCCAGGCAAAGGUUCCUUCUGGAGGAUAGACCCUUCGACAGAAAGCAAGCUUAUGGAUCAGGCUUUCCGCAAACGAAGGCCCCGUGGCGUACCCUGCUUUAGGACCCCCCUUGGCCCCCUGUCCUCCAGGAGUGCCCCUGCCUCUCCCAACCACACAGGGGUGCUGUCAGCUCAUUCUAGUGGUGUGCAGACUCCAGAUAGCUUAUCUCGAGAAGGCUCACCUGUUCCCAUGGAUCCAGAGCCAGCACCUGCCUCUGCUCCAGCAUCUGCAGUGCAGCCUAAAUUAGCAGUCAUCCAAGAGGCUCGCUUUGCACAGAACGCGCCAGGCUCACCAGUCACCAGCCAACCUGUGCUCAUCACAGUUCAGCGGCAGCUCCCACAGACCGUCAAACCUGUGACUUAUGCUGUGGCCACACCUGUGACCACCUCCACCUCCCAGCAGCCUGUCAUGCAGACGGUCCACGUGGUGCACCAGAUCCCUGUCUCAGUUGCCACGGUGACGGGCUUUGCCACAGCCAAUGCUCAUGCAGGAGAUGGCCAGACUGUGUGCAAGACAGAAUUGCAGGAGAACGGAGAGCACCAAGAGAUCAAAGUGAAAGUAGAAACUGUGCCUGCCAUCACAGCAGCCUCUAUAGGUGGAGCAAACCGUAUCCUUCAGACAUCUCAAGCCACACCCAUACAGACAGUUACUAUUGUGCAGCAAGCACCACUGGGCCAGCACCAGCUUCCUGUAAAGGCUAUCACUCAAAAUGGCACCCAUGUCGUGGCUGCAAUCCAAGGAGCAGCAAACACCGCAAGUCCUCUUCACAUGCUGGCCACUCAUGCCUCUGCAUCAGCAUCUUUGCCCACCAAGCGGCAGAACGGUGACCAGUCAGAGCAGCCGGAAUCUAAACGGAUCAAGACCGAAGACGGAGGGGACAUAGGUGCCGUUCCUGCUGCGGGAGAGAGAGACACCACUGAUUAGGGCUGCCACAUCAUGACCUUUGGCCUCACAAAUCUUUCUUAGUUAAGCCCUCCCUCAUACCCAGCCACCCAGUUAAACUACGUCAUCUGUCAUUCUGUCAUUCUGUCCAAGGUGCCAAACAGUCAAGCAAGAAGCAACAGCAGAGGAUUGCAAAGCAGCAUUUAAAGAUGGCAGAGAUGUGUGCGCAAUAUGCAAAGGAAAAAAAGGACAUGAGGACGUGGAGCUGUCGUCAGACGGAUGAUUAAAAAGUGAUCAGCGAGAGAGUGGCAGGAGGCCUUUUAACGAAUAUUUAAGUACUCACAGACAUAUGCAUACAUAUAUUGAUAUAGUGUACUUAAAGCUACAAAACGUAUUUUAGAUCAAACCUGGGUGAGUCCUAGUGGGACGUCCCAUGCCUCCAUCUCUUCUACCUCUGGGCAGAACUCUUAAGGUGGAGAGAUCAUAAGCGAGACGGAUUUUUGCAUUCUCUGGACAAGUAGCUGGCAGCCGAACAAGCUGAAGUAAUUCGAUUUAACUCGAUCUGUUUAAAUUCCUCGAGGCUCUGCAUAACCUCCAAAUAUUCCUGUGUAUGCAGGUAAUUACAUGUUCUGGGCUGAUCUACUAUGGUUUACCCUUAACCGUAGCAUAACUAUUCGAUUCAUUUACGUUGUGUAUAUAAAGUAGAUCUAAUUUAUAGGCACAGGUCCGUUGUAUCCACCCGGUUGUUGAAUAUACUGAGCAAAUGGAUAAAAAAGGAUGACAAGACAAGAAAUUGAAAGCAGUCAAAUAAGAACUUGCCAAACUAUUUUUUGCGAGGGAAGUUGUAAACUGUGAAACUGCACACAGUGUCAACUUAAGAGUUGAUUUUUUUUUCUUUUCUUUUUAUUAUUAUUUUUUUUUUUAACACAAGCUUGAUUCUCUUUGGCAAAAGGGUAGAAUGGGGAGCCUUUUCCUGUAUCAUGGCAGCUAGCCUCAGUGUCGACCUACCUAAUGCAGUCCUUAGUAGAUAUGCAGUAAUUUGUUGUACAUGUGUAUCUUAGGAUAUUAUUUGUCUAUAUUUAUGUUCUCCAUGGCACAGAUAUUCAACAACAACAACAAAAGAAAUACCACCAUGCUAAAGUGAGGUCAUUGGCAUUUCUUAUCACACCCGUUUUUAUUUUUUAUUAUUAUUUUUGUUUUCCUUUUUUAAACAUAAGAACUCGUAUGUUUAUGGAAAUGAAUGUAGUUACCUCCUCAAAGAAAACACUAUUGAUAGAGGACUUGUGUUAUUUCUGUUAAAUCCAAUCCAAAUGUUUCUCACAUCCUCAGAGCGUUUUCAUAUUUUAACAGAUAACUUAUGAAAUAAGAAAUAUAUUUCCAUUUGUAUUUCAUUCAAAUAUUUCAUCAAAGCUUGCAUGAAAAAAAUGUGUAGAGAAAAUAUACUGUACCUGAGCUGGUUCCUUGGAAAGGAACUGUGAAGGAGGAAAGGAAAAAAGACUGAAACUCUUCUUUGUGAUUUGGACCAUUACUGCACUUAACUUGUUAAUACUGUUUCCUUUCCUCUCUUGACCCUUCUUUUUUAUGUUUUCAUUAUGUCCUUGGCUGUGUUUGUUAACUUUGUGUUACAGUUGACAGUCUCUUUGCCCGUUAAUAUUAUUUUACUUUGUUCAGACAGUUGAAAAAGUUGGCUGAGAUCAUACUUGUUCCACAGGGAGAAAAAAAAAUAAGUGGUCGAUGUUUUCUGCUUCAGUGAGUAAAUGCAUUUUUUUACAUAAAUUAAAAGCUCCAUCAUUUCUGUUCUAA